This is a messenger RNA of Hippopotamus amphibius kiboko, 11819 nucleotides long. RefSeq names its product mitogen-activated protein kinase kinase kinase 9 (gene MAP3K9). Gene Ontology annotation, molecular function: JUN kinase kinase kinase activity; ATP binding; protein binding. The record is from RefSeq and is a predicted model, not a curated record. The transcript has 12 exons. NCBI's taxonomy places the organism in Eukaryota, Metazoa, Chordata, Mammalia, Artiodactyla, Hippopotamidae. Gene Ontology annotation, biological process: protein phosphorylation. Bases 665 to 4000 code for a protein of 1111 amino acids.
GCGGCGGGCCAAUGGGAGAGAGCAAUGGGUCAACCUGGGGUUUGAGAAUGAGAGAGCCCGUACGGGGGGCGGGCGACGUAGGCGCCAGGGGUGGAGAGGGGGCGGGGCGGGCGGCUGGCGGGGCAGCCCCCACCGCGGCGGGAGGAACCUGCGGCCGGGUCGGCGGCGGCCAAUGGGAAGGCAGGAUGGCGCGGGGGGCGGGCCCGGGCGCCGAGGAGCCCCGCCCCCUCGGGUCCGCAGGGCUGGGGCGGAGCCAGGUCUGCGUCAGGUGGUCCUGGGCGUGCGGGCGGCGCAGGGGGCGGGGCGCGGCGCAGAGCGGGGAGCGGCGGCCGGCGGGCGGCGGCGGUCACCGGCUGUGGGAGCAGGUAUCCGCGGCGGAGGUGGCCAGGCCGCCCGCGGGGGCGAGGGCAAAGGCGGGGGCUCCGGCCCGCCGCGCCCCCAUGCAGCGGUGAGCGCUCGCGUUCCGCGCACUUGUCGCCGCGCCGCGCCAGCCCCAGACCCAGCCCUCGCGAGCCGGCUCUCCCCGCCCCGUCAGCCAGGGCCCUACCUGCGGCCGCCGUCGGGGGAGGGGGGGUCCCCCCAGCGCUGCGGAGCCGCAUGAACAAUAGGCGGCGGCGGCUCCUGCGGGCGGCGGCAGCCCCGCACCCUAUGGAUCGGCCGCUCCAUGGAGCCCUCCAGAGCGCUUCUCGGCUGCCUAGCGAGCGCCGCUGCUGCCGCCCCUCCGGGGGAGGAUGGAGCGGGGGCCGGGGCCGAGGAGGAGGAGGAAGAGGAGGAGGAGGCGGCGGCGGCCCCCGGGGAGCUGGGCUCCGACGCGCCGCUGCCCUACUGGACGGCCGUGUUCGAGUACGAGGCGGCGGGCGAGGACGAACUGACCCUGCGGCUGGGCGACGUGGUGGAGGUGCUGUCCAAGGACUCGCAGGUGUCCGGCGAUGAGGGCUGGUGGACCGGGCAGCUGAACCAGCGGGUGGGCAUCUUCCCCAGCAACUACGUGACCCCGCGCAGCGCCUUCUCCAGCCGCUGCCAGCCCGGCGGCGAGGACCCCAGUUGCUACCCGCCCAUUCAGUUGUUAGAGAUUGAUUUUGCGGAGCUAACCCUGGAAGAGAUUAUUGGCAUCGGGGGCUUUGGGAAGGUCUAUCGUGCUUUCUGGAUAGGGGAUGAGGUCGCAGUGAAAGCAGCUCGCCAUGACCCCGACGAGGACAUAAGCCAGACCAUAGAGAAUGUUCGCCAGGAGGCCAAGCUCUUCGCCAUGCUGAAGCACCCCAACAUCAUUGCCCUUAGGGGUGUGUGUCUGAAGGAACCCAACCUCUGCUUGGUCAUGGAGUUUGCUCGUGGAGGGCCUUUGAAUAGAGUGUUAUCUGGGAAAAGGAUUCCUCCGGACAUCCUGGUGAACUGGGCCGUGCAGAUUGCCAGAGGAAUGAACUUCUUACAUGAUGAGGCAAUUGUCCCCAUCAUCCACCGCGACCUUAAAUCCAGCAACAUACUGAUCCUCCAGAAGGUGGAGAAUGGAGACCUGAGCAACAAGGUUCUGAAGAUCACCGAUUUUGGCCUGGCUCGGGAAUGGCACCGGACCACUAAGAUGAGCGCGGCAGGGACAUAUGCUUGGAUGGCACCUGAAGUCAUUCGUGCCUCCAUGUUUUCCAAAGGCAGCGACGUGUGGAGCUAUGGGGUGCUGCUCUGGGAGCUCCUGACUGGUGAGGUGCCCUUCCGAGGAAUCGAUGGCUUAGCAGUCGCUUACGGAGUGGCCAUGAACAAGCUUGCCCUUCCCAUUCCUUCUACAUGCCCAGAACCUUUUGCCAAACUCAUGGAAGACUGCUGGCAUCCCGACCCCCAUUCGCGACCAUCUUUCACGAAUAUCCUGGACCAGCUGACUACCAUAGAGGAGUCUGGUUUCUUUGAAAUGCCUAAGGACUCCUUCCAUUGCCUGCAGGAUGACUGGAAACAUGAGAUUCAGGAGAUGUUUGACCAACUCAGGGCCAAGGAAAAGGAGCUGCGCACCUGGGAAGAGGAGCUGACGCGGGCUGCGCUCCAGCAGAAGAACCAGGAGGAGCUGCUGCGGCGCCGGGAGCAGGAGCUGGCCGAGCGGGAGAUCGACAUCCUGGAACGGGAGCUCAACAUCAUCAUCCACCAGCUGUGCCAGGAGAAGCCCCGGGUCAAGAAACGCAAGGGCAAGUUCAGGAAGAACCGGCUGAAGCUCAAGGAUGGAAACCGCAUCAGCCUCCCUUCCGAUUUCCAGCACAAGUUCACGGUACAGGCCUCGCCCACCAUGGAUAAAAGGAAGAGUCUCAUCAACAGACGCUCCAGUCCUCCUGCAAGCCCCACCAUCAUUCCUCGCCUUCGAGCCAUCCAAUAUCCCAUUCGACCUUUGUUAUUCACAGUGACACCAGGUGAAAGCAGCAAAACCUGGGGCCGGAACUCUGUCGUCCCCAAGGAUGAGGGGGAGGAGGAGGAGAAGAGGGCCCCCAAGAAGAAGGGACGGACGUGGGGGCCAGGUACCCUUGGUCAGAAGGAGUUUGCCUCAGGAGAUGAAGGAUCCCCUCAGAGACGUGAGAAAGCUAAUGGUUUAAGUACCCCAUCAGAGUCUCCACAUUUCCACCUGGGCCUCAAGUCCCUGGUAGAUGGAUACAAACAGUGGUCGUCCAGUGCCCCUAACCUGGGGAAGGGCGCGAGGAGUAGUCCAGCCCUGCCAGGGUUCACCAGCCUUAUGGAGAUGGAGGAUGAGGACAGUGAAGACCCACGGAAUGGGGAGAGUUGUCUACAGCCAUCACCCAACCAGUCCUACCUCUGUAUCCCAUUCCCUCGUGGAGAGGAUGGGGAUGGCCCCCCCAGCGACGGCGUCCACGAGGAGCCCACCCCAGUCAACUCGGCCACCAGUACCCCUCAGCUGACACCAACCAACAGCCUCAAGCGGGGCGGCCCCCACCACCGCCGCUGUGAGGUGGCUCUGCUCGGCUGUGGGGCUGUCCUCGCAGCCACGGGCCUCGGGUUUGACCUGCUGGAAGCUGGCAAGUGCCCGCUGCUGCCCCCGGAGGAGCCUGAGCCACCAGCCCGCGAGGAGAAGAAGAGGCGUGAGGGUCUUUUCCAGAGAGCCAGCCGCCCCCGUCGGAGCACCAGCCCCCCAUCCCGGAAGCUCUUCAAGAAGGAGGAGCCCGUGCUGUUGCUAGGAGACCCCUCCGCCUCCCUCACCCUGCUCUCUCUCUCCUCCAUCUCCGAGUGCAACUCCACGCGCUCCCUGCUGCGUUCCGACAGCGAUGAGAUUGUGGUCUACGAGAUGCCUGUCAGCCCCGUGGAGGCCCCGCCCCUGAGCCCCUGCACCCGCAACCCGCUGGUCAACGUCCGAGUGGAGCGAUUCAAGCGAGACCCGAAGCAGUCCCUGACGCCCACGCACGUCACCCUCACGGCCCCUGCACAGCCCAGCGCUCACCGGCGGACUCCUUCCGAUGGGGCCCUCAAGCCGGCAGCCCCUCGAGCCAGCAGGAGCCCCUCCAGCAAUGGGCUGAGCCCCAGUCCUGGAGCAGGAAUGUUGAAAACCCCCAGCCCUAGCCGAGACCCAGGUGAAUUCCCCCGUCUGCCCGACCCCAAUGUGGUAUUUCCGCCGACCCCAAGGCGCUGGAACUCACAGCAGGACUCUACCCUGGAGAGACCCAAGACCCUGGAGUUUCUGCCUCGGCCGCGUCCUUCCGCCAACCGGCAACGGCUGGACCCUUGGUGGUUUGUGUCCCCCAGCCACGCCCGUAGCGCCUCCCCGGCCAACAGCUCCAGCACGGAGACGCCCAGCAACCUGGACUCCUGCUUGGCUAGCAGCAGCAGCACCGUGGAGGAGCGGGCCGGGCUGCCGGCCCUGCUCCCGUUCCAGGCGGGGCCGCUGCCGCCGGCCGAGCGGACGCUUCUGGACCUGGACGCAGAGGGCCAGAGUCAGGACAGCACCGUGCCGCUGUGCAGAGCCGAACUGAACACACACAGGCCUGCCCCUUACGAGAUCCAGCAAGAGUUCUGGUCUUAGCACGGAAAGGGUUGGGGGCGGGCAAGGGGGAAGCAGGAGGAGAUGGGGGGAACUGGCUGGCACAGCCCUUUCUCAGAAUUGGACCCCCUGAGCUCCCGCCCUACUUCUUGCACUGAUAAUGCACUUUGAAGAUGGAAGGGAUGGAAGCAGGGCCCCUUCAGAGGACUUCUUGUCCCGCAGGGCCCUUCUCCCCAGGUCCACUGGAGGGGCUGUGGCCAUCAGCUCUGGCUGUGUAGGGGAGGGAGGGGUGCGUGCAUGUCCCCCCCCCCCCCCACAGUCUUCCUCGCCUCCGGGGUGGCCCUGCAGAGUCACUCAGCCGAAUCUCUCUGCUGCUCCCUCUCCUCAGCCGCCCGGCUGUGCCCUCCUGGGGUCCCUGUGUUAGCCCUGAGUUCAGCCUUCCCAAACACCAGUACUGGAUGUUCUGUGAUUGAUUUUGCUCCUCUUCCACGUUCUUCCCCGACACUCACGAAUCAGAAUCUCUUCUGGUGUGAAAUGUGAGCUUUUCUGUGUCCUAAGCCCUUUGGUGCCGGCUGGAGGACAGAAGGCAAAGUGCCCCAGCGUCAGGCACAGGAAUUGGUGGAGCUAGCACCCCCGAUUGCACUUCCAGGCACCCCACUUAUUUAUUUGAGCCUCCCAGUGGUGGGGACCUGCCUCUGUGAGAACCAGGGAGGGGAGGGAGUUAGCAAAUACCGUCGAGGUGCGGUAAAGAGGGUAACAGAGUCUGUCUGUCCUCGUACCUUUUGUAAACACUCAAAGAAGGGCAGAAACCAGCACGUGUUGACAGCAUCCAUCUCCUACCUGGGGUCCAAACGUGGUCAGACCAGGUUCUGAUGCAAACACACUCUCAUCCCAGGAAGAGUUUCCAGGGAGACUCACUCACUGGUGACAGUUCAGCAACCAGAGACAGAGUUCUUGUGUUUGUCCAUUUUGUCAUCUGAUCUGUAUGUGUUCUUCCCUUCCCUUGAUCUUGCCUUCAGUCCGCAGAAUUAGUGGACUUCAGGUUAUGUGUCUGGUGGGGAGAUGUCUCUGCACUGCACCAGAAUAGCAUAUGGGGGCGGGUCCUGGACACUGGGAGCUGGAACUGUGGGAUUCCUUCUCGCCUGUCAUCACUCUGUGGUGCCCUGGAAGUAGAACGGAGUGCUUAGUAGUUCCUUGCGUGAAUGGCUGUGGUGCGUGAGGAUGUCUGUAAGGUGCUCAGUGAGCCCCUGAUGUACAGUAACCUUCAGGUCCCGAGCGCUGGAGGCUGGCCAGGGCCUCUUGUCUCUGUGCACAGCCCCUCGUGCUGGGCUCUGAACCAUGAGCUGGGUAGGAAGAACAACAGAGGCCAACCCCGACUCUUCUGGAAUUUGUUUCCUUAACUUGAAUGUUGAACUUCUUCUGGAGCUUUCUCACGUGCAUCUCCACCAUUCCUCUUACCCUGAGGCUCCUGUGGCAAGUAUGAGCAGUUGUCUUGCAUGGGGAUAACACCUUGACAGGAGCAGGGCCCUUAGGUCACACUCCUCCCCCCUCAAGACUCUCUCGGCACCACUCCACCGUCUUUUAUCCUGGACUGUUUCUUGGCAGGUGUUGGAGGCCCACGUGCAGGUUCCUCGCGUUUGCUGCCUGGAUGCCAGGACAGGAUAGCAGCGAUGCAGGCAUGAGUCAUGAGUUUGGUCCCUGCUUGCUCUGUAACUGGGAUAGAAGUCCUGUCCUGGGGAUGACAAAAGGAGAGACCUUGGUUUUCAAGCUGUUCCUUGUUUUACGAGCCCACUGGCAGGCACUUUGGUUCAAGGGCUGCACCUCGUCUUGGGUGGGAAGGCACUGUUGGUUUCAUCACCUAGGGUUCUGUUUUCACAUCUCAUCUCUCUUGUCUGUUUGUUCAGGGAAGACCAUAUGUAAGAGACUAUUUUUGCCUCCGUCCCCUGCUCCUCGGCUAGGGAAGGAGGAGGCUGAACCCUGUCAGUAGUUCCAGCCAACCACAUGACUCCUCUUCAUUCUUGAUGGGGAGAGGGACACAGAUGGCCUGUUCUGUGCCCUUUCCCAGGACUCUCCAUGGCCCCAGGCCCUAAGCCACUAGCACAUCUCUAAACACUUGGUCCCCCUAAAUGGCCCCCCCUAAAUGGUCGGUGCAGCCUACAGUGUUGUCCAGACCAUGCUGGCUCUGGACAGUGCUCUGUGGAAUGAGGCAGGGAGUCUUCCUUUGCUCAUUUUCUGCUUUUUGUCAUUUUGUUGAAUUGUAGCUGUCUGUCUUGGAAGUGGUAGUGUAACUGGUGUGGAGUAAACUCGUGAUGGCUGGUUGCCGCUGAGUGAGAGGUUGAACCCGGUUCUUCCUCAUCCAUCCAGGGGAAGACAAGGGGAGGCUGCAGGAAUUAUACCUGCAAGAGGCAGAGCAGGGUUAUUCUGAAGACACUUCUGUGGGCCUCCACGAAGAUGGAGAACGUACUAUCUCUCAGCUCCUACAAACCGAGUCUCCGAGGGGCCCCUGCCUGCCACGCUCACUGUCUCUGUGGGGCAAGGCUUGAGUGGGAUAAGGAUUCUAUAUAUGAGGGUGAGUCAAAAAUUACCCUCAGUCCAGUUAUAGUAAAACUUCUGUAAAUUCUACAGCCAGAGUCUGGGUAAUUUUUGACUCACCCUCGUAGUAACAGGUUUAGGUUGCUUUCUAUCCAGUCACCUUCCCUUGUCUCCAUGGUCAUAGGCAGGGGCCGGCCUGGGAGCGGGGGAUCAAACCCCUGCAGUGGCAGCAGCUGGCCCCCCCUUUCCUCAGACACUUUCCCACAGCUCUUGGCAGGUGCUCCUACAUGGAAGAUGGUGACGGGAAACAGAUGCUGCCCGCUGCCCCUUCCCCUCGGCUCCUUCAGUUCCUUCCACUGAUUCUGCACAGGACUGUCCUCUGUUCUUGGGGAUCUAGGCCACUGCCAGGGGCUGUGAAGAUGUCCCAGUUAUUUUCGCAUGUUACGUCUGAGAGCCUUUGAAGGAUGCUCUUAGCGUCACAUCUCUUGGUAUCGGAGGUCUGGCAGUGAUUGAUGAGGAGGAGGAGGAUGGUACCUUGCAUUUGGAUGACUCAGAAUGGUGCUAACCUUUCCUCCCAACCUUUACAUGUUUUGCCUUCUACAUUCAUUAUACUUGUUGGUAGAAAAGCAGAAGUGCUUAAAGAAGAAGUUUCAAGUGAAGAGAAGUUAAAAAGCUGCUUGGACUGAUUGCUGAGUCGGGCACCAGGCUCUGAGACCUGCACACGUUGGCUCUGUUCUCCAAUCUGCUUUUGCUGUCUGACCUAGGGCUUGUCUCUUAGCCCCUCUCAAAUUUCCUUCCUGUAAGAGCAACCAUCACCUGCCUCUCCCACAAGGGCAAGAGACUGUGUAUCAGAGCAGGUCUGUGAAGCCUGCGGCUCCCUGCCAGCCAGUAGGACAAACUGCUGAAGCUGACGGUGCAGUUCUCCCUGCCUUUGCCUCUAGGGACUUGCCUGCUUCCUCUGGCUUCUGGAAGAGGAAUGGUUUGGAGUUGGCUUAGCAUGACUAAUGGAGACCGUGGUCAGGCACAUGCUCUCCUACUGCAUUUAGGUAGCACCUGGUGUUUACAAGCAUCCCCUUAAUGCCCCCACUUAGUUUGUCAGGCUGAUUGUCCCUACCAUUAGUGUCUUGCAGAGAAGGAAAUGGGAGAUGGGGAGCCAGAGGCAGCAUCCGAAUGAUGAUUUGGGGUCACUCGUUUCUUAGAGCUGUUCCCAGAGUCUGAUGUGUUCAGAGGCAGGAAUCAGGCCGGUCCCUGAAAGAAUCUUUGGGAAAGGGUCUGCUGGCCCUUGGGACGUGUGUCGUGGUGUGGGCUUCCUCACAAGGCCCCUUUGCCCUCAGACCACAGUUGCUCAGGGACACAACAAGACACCCCAAGGGCAUCUAGGCCUGAUGUGGCGUCAGCACUCUUGCUCCACAGCCCCCUCCCCCUGCCUCCUGAGCAUGCCUGACUCUGCAAGCUCGCUUAAGCGCAGAGCAUCGGGUACUGAAGACUGGGUGGCUCUGAGUGGUACCCUGCAGGGCUGAGAUGGCUGUGGCAGAAAUGACUGUGAGUGCAGAACCUUGACCUUUCAUGCAUGUGUUUCAUUUAGCCUGUGCCUUGACUCAGAUCUGUGAGGGCCCCCUCCUUGGGCAGGUCAGAAACACUGUUGUCUCUUCAAGAAUUUUGAGGAAGGAGCAGGUGCUGCUGCUUCUGUGGUGCCAGGCUUUUCCUGAGGACUCUGCCAGGGACUGUAGACCGGGGGCCGGGGAGAGCAGCCCACAGCGCCUUGUAAGUGAACAUGGCAGGAGUGGCAGGAAUUUGGUGGUCGGCGCUACCCACCUGCUAGUUGUGUGAUGUCGCAAACGUCUCUUCCCACUCUGGACCUCUGAGCCCAGCUGUGAACCAAGGAUGCUGCUACCUUCCCCACCUGAUGCAUGAAGGCUUUCUAGCUUGAAAAUCUGUGGUCCUGGGGCCCCUGGUCCAACACUGAUGAGCCUUCCCUUGCUAGGUUGCUUCCUUUUGUGGAGAACAGUGUGUGUGUGUGUGUGUGUGUGUGUGUGUGUGUGUGUGUGUGUGUGUGUGUGUGUGUGUGUGUGUAGUUGGAGGUCAAAAACAGUCAAAUAUUGGCAGUUUCAUGUCGUUUGACCGACUAGACCACCUGCCUUUCUCCUUGGCUUCAGGCCUGAGAAGACUUCUUGUCAAGCCACAGCUGUUGUGAGGAACACAUUCCCAAAUGUCUCUCUUUGUUCAGACAGAUCAUUGUUUUCUUAGAUCAGGAAUUCAAAUGAGUAAAAGUCCACAUCAGAAGGGGAAACCCACAGCUACUUCCAGGGAGGCUUCAGUCCCUGGCUUUGCCCUGACCUUGCCACCUGGGCACCUGCCACUGCAGGCACUGGCGCUGGAAGGGCAGGAGGCAGAAACUGGAGUCCUGGAUGAUUAAGGCUAAUUAACAGGGCUUAGGUGUCUAAUUAGCCUGACCUGGCCCUGGGCUUCUGGUUGGCUGGAGGGGCCAGGUGAAGCUCUAAUUCACUUUGAUUAUUUUCCAUUUGUUCUCAUGCACUAUUGACAGGGCUUCGCCCAUCCUUUGUCCAUUUCAGGGUCUUCAGGCACCUUGGCCUCCCUAGGCUGCUCAGGGAGCCCUGAUCUGUUUUCCUGAAGGCUGGGCUGCUCCUUGUUCUGGAGCCGGUAGGACUGGUCCUUCUUGAUUCUUACUGGCUGUGGUUCCCUGCAUCCCCUGCCCAUGGCCUUGCUUUGGCUCUUUUGCUCACGACCACAGCUAGAAAUAGAGAAGAGCCUCUGGGCCCAGCCGCUUAGCAGAGCCAUGAGCUUUUCUGCUCCUCUCUUGGAAACAGACUUGCCUUUCCCCCAGCCCAAUCUCCCUCCUGACUGGUCUGACCCACCCUCCCUGCAAACACCCACAACCUAGUUUUAUUAGCCUGAUUGGCAACUAGUCAGAUAUCUCAGGACAGAACACCAGAGUAUAUAAUUCCAGAGGUUCAGAGGCAGACCUUUUCUGCUGGGAUGUGUGAGGUGGACAUCCCAGAAAUCUGAACCCAGAGGUCAGAUUGAUUUAUCAAGAGGGGUCCUGGUGAGUGAUGGCCCCCUGGAUAUGGUGACCUUGCUCUGCACUUCCUGAAGUCCAAGAGCAAGUUUCGUAAGUAACAUGUUGCCCAUGUUUCUGAAAGCCUUCACACCCAGGUACUUGCUUUGACAGACCCCAACUUUAUUUAAAAUUGUGAUAUUGUGUUCAUGAAUUUCUCAAUUUUAAUUUUAAAAAAUAUUGCAUUGAAAUAUGAUUUAUCCGCAUAACUGAGGUUUUGUUUUGUUUUGGUGACCCCUUAAAUUUUAUAUCACAGGUGAGUGCCUCCACUUACCCUCGUCUCAGCCCUGCCUGCCCCUCACCUGAACAAGCUCAGACAGAACUGUGAGGUAGACUUAGGUCUUCUCUGCUUGCCUUUCCCUUCAGGUCUUGAGUCGGGUGGUAGCUCUCUGGAAGUGUUUGUGUUUGAAUAGGAACAUGUUGACUUAACAGCAGUGAAACAGCUAGGGCAGUUGUCAGCCUUGGACCUGUGACUGGGGUGACUUUUCCUGGAUGGCCCCCAGCUUCCUUUCAGCCUCUCUGAAACCCUGAGGCCACUGAGAGGUGUGUAUGUGUUUCAAGGGAAAGGGAAGGGAUUACAGUGGAGAGGACUCUCUAGAGUCUCAUCUGAAACCUCUUUGGGACAUCUUUGAAUUUGCAGAGAAGUGAAUAAACCAUUCUCUCUCCCAGUUCCAGAAAGGACAGCAGUGGACAGGGGCGUUUCUACUCCCUUGCCUGCCUAGCACUGUGCCUGGCCCACAGUGACCUUCGUGAUGUCAGCUGUCACGUCACCUCCCGCAGUAUCCUUUUCGCCACCAUUAUUAUUCUCUGUCUUCUUUACUUUACUCUCAUCAUUUGUCUUUCCUUCCAGUUCCAGAAGCCAUGCUGGCUAUGGCUCUUUUCUUUGUCACUGUCAGAAUGGGACACGGGUUUAUCCUGGCCUGAGUAUGGAAACUAACAAGAAAUUACCUGAAACCAUUAUGUUUCUUCUAGGUGAGAGGUGCUGUCCUAAAGGUUUAUAUUCUUUUCUCUUUUUUGGGGGGGUGGGGUGGGUAGGGGGCAUUACCUCCAUCUAAGGAUGUGGAAACUGAGGCUCAGAUGGUUAUGUAACAUGCCCAAGGUCUCACAGGUAGGGAACAGUGUUGCUGAUCUGCUUGGCUCCAAAGACAUCUCUUGUUUUCCUCUGAGCACAUUUUAGGCCACUGUUUAGAAGCCCUGAGAUAAAAAUCCGCCUAGCCCAAGUCUGCGGAGGCUCUGAGAUGGUUCUUUGUCCAAGGAGGAGUUGUUCUGUGGCCAACGUAUCAUCUGCCUUCACGACUGGAGACGCCCAGCGGGACGUGCAGCCUCGCCGGAGUGCAGCCAACCUCCGCUCUGCUCCUGCCGCUCCCUCUGCAUCAUUUCCUCCCCACGAUUGUUCAGGGACCUGUUCCACCAGGGGGUUGAAUGUGUCGAUCCUAUAGCUCUUCUCCCAGGACCGCUGAAGGCCUGUGGGCCUCUCGCCCGUUUCCACCGCACAGUUGCCCCAUUUCUGCCCUUUACCACAGCUUCAACCCACGUCCCUGCUGGCCUCCCGAGUUUGAAGGCCUUAUUGCAGCUCCUCUUGGGAACUUGAAAUCAGGCGUUUGUCCUUUUAUUGUAUCGAGCCACGUGCCCUUGGUACCCAGUUGUAGCAAAGAAGGGGAGUGCUGAACUUAACUUUCGCCUCUGACCUUCCUCAUUACCCAUGCUAAACACACGUGCUCACACACACUCACACGCAUGCUCACACACUCACACGCGGAUUCGUCUGAGACUAUCUUCUAGAGGGUUAAGGGAAGGAGCUGGAGAUGGGUUUUGUUUCAUUCACAGAAAACCUUUCUUUGGGAUUUUCCUCCCCCUUAGAGCCUUCGGGUCUAGGUAAAGUGGAAGUUCACAUACAUGUUGGUUUUGUUCCUCAGUAUAUAGCUCCUAGUUUUCAUCCCCUAGGCCUUCCUGGCUCCAGUGUCUUGUCCAUGUGUGCUGACCCUGCGUCCUUGCAUUCCCAUUUUGCUUUGGGAUUUAAGUUAUUGUAAUUUGUCAACAAUAUUUAAAAGUAGAAAAGUCCUGAAGGAAACUUACCAGGUUCUUUUCUUUGGCUUUUCUUUUUUUUUUUUUUUUCAAGGUACUGUAAAUUGUUAACUAGGGAUGCCAAGCAGGCUUGGUUCAAUGGCUAAACCUCUUAUCGUAUUACAGUGUAAUGCUGAUCUCAGCCUGGUCUCACCACCAGAGCACACACAGACUUGAAUAAAACUGUUA